GGAGCUUUUCCGCACCGCCCCGCACCGGCCCCGGCCCCAGCCCCAGCCCCGGCCGCCUCACUCGCGCCGCUCCUCCGCCGCCUCGCGCCGACCCACUCACCCUCCCUCGCCGGAGCCCCUCCCCUACCAGGCUAUUAGGCGCCUCCCUCGCCAAGUCGCCAAAGACCUGUGAAUGUGAGCCAGCUUCCGGGCUCCUUUGUCCUCGCUCUGCUCGCCGCCUCUUGCGCUGCUUUCCAUUCUUUCCUCGCAUCCUGCGGAAGAGGGGAGAAGCGGGAGCGAGAGGGCUCGACCGCAUCCAGGGGUGGGGCUCGGUAUGGGGGGAGGCGAAUGCGCCCUGGGAGACGCCGCUAUAGGCGAGGAAACCCUAAACUACGACGGCGAUGACGUCGAGAUGGCCGACGCGGACUCGGACACGGAGGAAGCCCUAGCAGCUGAGGUCUCCGCUGGAACUGGAGGAGCCGCCGGUGGUGGCGGGCACGCGGAGAAGGACGGACCGGAGGGAAAGAAGAAGAAGAAGAAGAAGAGGAACAAAGGGAAGAAGAACAAAGGGAGGCAGGAUGCGGCGCCCACCACCAUCGCUGGCAUUAAUCGAUUUGUCCUUGAAACUUGCAAGCGCUUGAAGGAGAAGAAGUCAUACCUUGUCUGGAAUGCUGUUGGCUGCCUUGGUGUCACUGCUGUCACUGAUCUUGUUAGAGAGGUGGAGGCUAUUCAGAAGUGUGGUGGGCAGACUAUUGCUGAUGGAAGCCGUUUCCGCACUGGCGGUGGAAUUCUCUGGAACAUCUUAAAGUCACGGGAACCCAAGGCUUACAAGGAAAUAAUGGCAAAGGGGAAGGAACUUGAGAAGCAGUUUAGGUAUACAAAACGACCACAGAUUAGCAGAAACGAAGAUGCAAGUUCACAGGGCAGUGCAUUAAUCGAUGAUGAAAUUGAAGCGCAAGAGCAAAAGGAAAUGUUGGAUGAUCCUGAGCAGUUGGAUGAUGUGGGGGAGCCACCUGCAUCAGACAAUAGAACUCAACGCAAACCACUGGCGGACAGAAUUCGUGCUCCUGUUGCUUAUGACGAUCUGUUUGAAGAGGGAGAGAUACACGAAGGAGAACCACAAAGUUGAAGCAUUUCAAAGGUUAUGCCUCAUCAUGAGUUGUGAGGCCCAAAGGAAUGGCACAUAGUUGCAAGAGCAUGAGUAUGAACUAAUGAACUGCCACUGCAGUGUAGCAAUUAUCCCCCUAAACAUCAUCCUCGUGAUCCUGCUGUGAUAGAGAUUUUGUUGCGUUCAGUGAAACCAGUGUUGGGCCUGAAUUCAAUGGUUAAUGGAAAUCGUGGUUAUAUAAGUUUUGGGUGUAUAAUGUAUUUUUUUUUUCACGACA
Sorghum bicolor (sorghum) is the source of this 1364-nucleotide messenger RNA. RefSeq lists its product as uncharacterized. The transcript is spliced from 4 exons. The coding region runs from base 314 to 1108 and encodes 264 amino acids. NCBI's taxonomy places the organism in Eukaryota, Viridiplantae, Streptophyta, Magnoliopsida, Poales, Poaceae. Gene Ontology annotation, biological process: snRNA export from nucleus. The record is from RefSeq and is a predicted model, not a curated record.